Molecule: messenger RNA, 4908 nt
Organism: Vollenhovia emeryi
Lineage: Eukaryota; Metazoa; Arthropoda; Insecta; Hymenoptera; Formicidae
Gene: vir
Product: protein virilizer
Exons: 5
Coding region: 305-4810 (1501 amino acids)
Cellular component (GO): RNA N6-methyladenosine methyltransferase complex
Molecular function (GO): RNA binding
Source: RefSeq, a predicted model, not a curated record
UGGAACGAGUCCUGUAUGGUGCGGUUCAAUAUCAAUAAAAAUACAAUAAGAUAUUUAUUAUAACACGCGUUACAAAAUAUGACGUUACAUUAUUAUAAAUAACAUAAGAAAGCAUUCGACAUAUGGAAUGUGCUACUCUGAUAUACAUUGACUGUAUACAAUUAGACGAAGGAAAGCACCGAGUACUUUCGUACGAAGGAAAAUGAACAGAUAGAAUGAAAAGUGGAGCGAGUACUCGUACUUUUUAUAAAAAAAAUUAAUUGUUAAGAUAUUAUGUCAUCCGAAAGUUGUUUGCUCGUAAGACAUGGAUAACACCGAAUUGUUGUUCUUCGAUACGUUUUCCCACGACAUUUCAGAGAAAGCCGUGCAGAUUUCUCGUCACAAAACAUUGGAACAUGAAAUGAUGCGCUUUCAGGAAUUGAAUUUGGACCUGGUGCAAUUCCCCAAGCCUGUUUACAUUAGCGAGGUGAGAAUAAUUCCAUUGGGUGCCAGAGUACAGGCAGACUUUCCAGGAGGAGUGCGACUUGGAGCGACCAAUCCUUCUCAAUUCGAGAUUGAGUUUUUCGUCAACGAUCUCAGCAAACCCGGGGCCUCCACGUUCGAGUUUUUAGGUGGUUUAGAAUAUAAGCAGAACAUUCACAUCCAGCUGGAAUGCGAACGGAAGCAAAUACCAACGGAUGGGCUGGUGCUGAGAGGCUGGUACACCACCAUAACAUUGGCAGUGUACGGCACCCUGACCAAGUCACUCAACAAUCCGCAGGAAGUCGUCAGUUCGGCAGCUGGCUCUACCGCUUGCGUCAGCUCCAUAGAGGAGAACCCUGAAAAUGCUGUGCAAAUCUCGUCCGAGCAGCAGUCCGAAUGGUAUUACGAGAAUCAGCAUCAAACGAAUUUAUCGCAGGAAACAUGCGUGACGGCGACCCCGUCGCCACAACCGAUCCAGGUGGUGGAACCAUCCAGAACGUCUACGUCAGAGACGGGAAAGACAGAGUCGAGACAAUGGGAGGAAGAGACGUCCAACGCAGGCGAAAAAUCGUCAAAGCGACCUCUGUCUCCUCCUAUCGAGUCCCUGAUUUCUCUGAGCCCCGAGUCCAUCUCUGCCGAAGAGGAGGAAGCGGAGCAGCAAGAAGCUGGCGAGCCAGAGACCGGCGAGCCCUUCGAGCCAAUAUUAUCGGAUGAGGACAUAAUAACGGACGAUGUUCCGUCUACAGCCGAAUUUGAGUGCGAAUCAUCGCAGGUCGACGAAGUCUACGCGAUGGCUCCGCCCGAUUUGUUAAGUUUGGAAAAGCCGGAAGAUAUGGAGAACACGUGCGUGAAUCGUGAAACUUUGUCCAAGAUCAGAGAGCUUCUACAAUCCCUCUCCAAGUCGGUCUCGCAUUUUCACAAUGCGUCCGGCCAGGAGAAAGAAACGUUCGUUCACAACUGCGAGACUUUAUGCGCCAUAUUGGGUCCGUUUGACACAGACGUGAACGAUAUCAACGAUUUGACUGACAUCGUCAACGCCGGCUUAGAUAUGGAGCUCGCGAGGGCUCAACCGCAACCAGCGUAUAAAGUGCGUCAUGUAAAAGUGGGAGUUCGCUUGGCGGAGGCUCUCUGUCGAUUAUCGGAGGGUCCGGUGAUUCUGCUCAAGGUCGAAGCCCCGUACAAAUUGCUAUCCCUUUGUAUGCGCGAGAACGUGGCGUUACCAGUGAAACUCUCCGCUCUGCGAGCCCUCGACGCCGCAUUAAUCAGCCCGAUAAUCGUGCAGGAGUUUCUAAGGGACAAUCUGUACAGAAAUGCACUAACGAUGCUUGACACGACAAAGCUGGCCAGGCUCAAAUACGCCCUCAGCUCGCUCUUCCGCAAAGUCCACGUGUACGAGUAUCUGGAAGAGAUGAAGAAUUACGACGAGUUCGGUUUAGCGGAGCUCAUGAACGCGUACGUGUGCGCUCCGACGUUGAUGGCACAGCCUAAACGCCAGUUGCCGGCCGGCGCUCAGAUGGAAUUCGAACGAGAGCGUGCUCGCAAUCCCCGCGCUCAUCUGGUGGCUUAUUUUCAACACCAUAAACUGGCCCAUCAUCUUCUACUGGGGUUAUCUUCUCCCGAUUGCGAUUUGCAAACGAUGAAAUUGACCCGCCGCUUCCUCUUGCAGCUCUCCAAUACCAAGGAAGGCUUGUUCUACUUGCUGAAGGAGGUCGAGGUGGUUCGACUGUUAUUGAAAGCCCUGAAAUAUGAGCUACCAGGCGCUGGACGCAUUCUAGGAUGGCGUCUUCAAGUCGCGCAGUGCCUGAUUCGCCUUAAACAGACUUCCGACUGGACGGUUUUGAAGAGACUGCACUCCUUCCUCAUUUUUCCAGACGGUUUGCACGCUAUUGUCACGGUUCUACCUCUGGGCGACUUCAUAGAUAUUCUCAUCCCUUUCUUGAUGGACUCCAAUCUCUGCGAGUUCGCCGCCGAGGUGAUUUCCGCAGUCGUCCGUUAUUCCGAUAGAGUGGAGAUCUUCCAGAACCGCGCGGAAUUGAUACUGGACAAAGCUCGCGAGCAUGUUAUCCUCAGGGAUGUGACGCCGUACUUGACGGUCGCGGCCCAAGCGUCUCAUUGGGAUUACUGUGACGUCUCCCUGUUGGUGACAAUUAUCAGGAAAAUCGCUGAGAAGGCUGCAUCGCUUCCCGGUCAACUAAUUACUGCCUGUAGAAUUCUACAUUAUCUCAUCUUUCCAUCGAAUAACGACGUCGAUCCUUUGGAGCCGUACGUUGAGCUCAAGUACAGAAAUGCUCUGACCCAAUUGUUCGCUGCCGACGGCCUCACCGCUCUGGUUGCCGUAAUGGCGAACGUCUCCGAGUUCUAUGAACAACCGUUCCUCCAUUGCGCUGCUCUGACUGGUCGCAGAGGCAUGGCACUAAUUGCCUUAUUGCUUCCUUGCGUAAAACUGACCAGAGCAUUGCUAGAAAGACUCGUCAAGUGCAUGGCGACGGACUUUAAGGACCUCACGGCCGUCGCUCCGUUGCUCGGAGUCUACUCCUUGAUCGAAGCCAUCCCGUCUAACUUAAUGGUGCCGACUCUGUCCGAAGAAAUCGUGAGAACGCUUCUGGUCUUCACCCAGGCCGUCGAUUCCGACGGUUCUGGCAAUGUGGCCAAGUCGCUGUGGACUCAGAUGCUGGGCGAAGUUCUAAAGAUGAUCUCCCUCCGCCCUUGCAACUUCGUACCGGGUCUGAAGCUGCUAGCUCGCCUGCUACCUCCUGUUCUAACACCAAAAGAGACCACUACUGAGGAUGCGACGAGGAUCCUGGGCCUGAGGAAGCUCUGGUCGGCACAUCUUCAAGCUCAGGCUGCGAAUCUUACCGAAACUCUUCGGCUACUCUGUACGAGUUGGAACGGAGACGUCCUACUUCUCUUAUCGACGGUUUGCAAGCAGCUAAGCGACCUGGCAGCACCGACGGCUCUUUUGGUUGGAAGGUGUCUUUUGGAUGGUAUUCUAGCAGCCACUCCUCUCGAAAACAACGUUCCUAUUCUCGCUCUAAUCAGCGAUCUGGCCAGGCAUGCGCCUGUGAAGGCUACUUUGUUAACCUUGACCAGUCCGGCAUCGAGAGCGCAAGUAAAGUCCGAUCAAAAGUAUCCGCCGGUCAUCGAGAUGAUGUGCUCUACUCUGAAAAGUAGCAGCAACGUUAACGCGCAAUACGAGAUUCUCAGUAUCUUCGAAACUCUGUGUAACUGUAGCCUCAGCCUGGUGCAAGAGGACAACGAACCUUUGGAGAAGAGACUGACGCACUCGGUGCCCAGCAAGGAGCCUCUCUUAUCUAUCCUCGCGGCUUUAAUCGAUAUCCUAGCGAUCAGCACAAAAUUCCAGUUGGACGUGAUAGAGAGUACAUUGCACAUCCUCUUGUCCCUCAGCAACCACAACUACGGUCUCUAUCAUGUAAAGAGCUGUCUGGAAAACAAUCCCGGCGCUCUGCGCGCGCUACUGGACCACGUGUCUAGCUUGGAGGAGACCGAGACGAGCCCAGUCGUGGAUUUGACCGUGACAUUCUUGGAGAACCUAAUAGCCUCUGACUCGGAAGCAAGAACCUUGCAUCUGCGCGCGCAGCAAGUGGCAUUCUUGAUAUCCUGGGAGAAGAACGAGCAUCCCUUGGAGAAAGUGAAACGCACGGAAGAGCUGAUUGAAAUUUUAAGAGCCGCCGAAGAGAAGGAAGAGAAAGAACCGAUUCCGGAGAUGUUGGAGCCUCUGUUGCCAACCCCGGAAGCACUGUUGAACCAAUUCUCACAGAGGUGUCUUUGUACGACUAACAAUAGCCCGGCCCGACCCAAGAAGUUCUCAUUCACAGCCAAUCAGACGCAAACCGAAGAUACGGUGGACUUGCUGGCACUCGCCACCGAAUUACUGCCCGCUGAUUUUAAUCUGUUAGCGGAGGCGCAAAACUUAUGUUCUAAAAUACCUCCUGACGACGUCAUUCAACCUCUGCAACCCAAACCCCAGGACGAAGAACAGGAAAGCAGAGCGGAAAAACAGAUCUCUCCGAUGGCCAAGUCGAAACAGCCAUUUGUAACGCCAGUGCGAGGUCGGACACAGUUCGCCAAUUCCCUACGAGGUGGUCCAGUAGGUGGAGGAGUGGGCAGAGGGUCCGAUCCCUUCCGAUCGAGGCCGCCCAACACGUCAAGACCGCCGUCUCUUCACGUGGACGAAUUCGUAGCGCUGGAAACCUGCGGGGCUCAGCCAACCGGCCCUACCGGAUACAACAAGCUCAACAUCCGUGGAACGUGUCCGUCGCGUGCUAUCAGCAGCGGUACCAGAAGUCGACCUUGGACGCAAGAAAUUCGUCCCACGUAUCUUCGCUAAUUCACUACGGUCUGCCCCCUUUUGUUUCAUGUAUGUGUAUAUUUACAAAACAUAUCAAUUGUAUUAACAAUAAUAUAUAAAUUUCUUUCUGGAAAGGC